Homarus americanus (American lobster) is the source of this 2279-nucleotide messenger RNA. RefSeq names its product lysosomal acid glucosylceramidase-like. The transcript has 7 exons. The record is from RefSeq and is a predicted model, not a curated record. Gene Ontology annotation, molecular function: glucosylceramidase activity. NCBI's taxonomy places the organism in Eukaryota, Metazoa, Arthropoda, Malacostraca, Decapoda, Nephropidae. Gene Ontology annotation, biological process: glucosylceramide catabolic process.
CACACACACCUGCCUUAAACCUCACCGAUAAUACCUACGCGUGCUGUUCUCGGUAAAUACACUCUCAACUGCGACUACAGUUUUAACCGAGACGUCACGUACAUUCUACAGCCCCUCGUUGCGGAGACGUGUACGCACUCCAUAAGUAACAUCUAACACGGCCAAGUAACAUCUAACUCGGCCAAGUAACACCAUACACCUUCUCUGCCUGUCCUUAUUCUCCUCUCACAGGACGAGACACACUCAUCCUCAAACCCUCACACUCAGCAUCACCCACACAUCCUAACCACACCCCCACACCCUCCCCCAACUCACACACCCUCGUUUCCACACCCUCACCCCCACACCCUUACCCUCACUCCCACACCCUAAUCACACCCUAACUUCACAUCGCUGUACCUACUAGUCACAUGUACUAACACCCGUCCGGUAACAUACUACUGUUAUGACGAACUUCUAUCAGCUGGUGUUGCUGCUCCUCUACUGCUACGGUGUGUCAGGAGAGGUGGAAGUGCAGUACGUGCUGGACUUUACGGUUACCUACCAGAAGGUUAUAGGUUGGGGAGGUGCCUUCACCGACGCCGCUGCUGCCACCAUCCUCGGCCUCUCUGAACCUGCUCAGAACCUUCUUCUCAGAAGAGUAAACAUGGGCGGCUGUGACUUCUCGUGGAGGACCUAUACUUAUUGUGAUACCUCGGGAGAUGUGGACCUAGAAGCUUUUGCCCUCCAGCCAGAGGACAUCGAGUAUAAGAUCCCAAUAAUCAAACGAGCUUAGGCUAUGGCCGCCCAGCCACUGAAGCUAUUUGCCUCCCCCUGGACAGCGCCUCCCUGGAUGAAGACCAAUAAUGACUACGUGGGCUACGGCCAGCUGCUGCCAGAAAUGUACCAGCCCUGGGCCAACUACUUCGUCAAGUUUCUGGACAGAUAUGGGGAAGAAGGCGUCAACUUUUGGGGUGUUACGGCACAGAACGAGCCCAUUGACGGAUACGUUCCAGGAUUCUAUUUCAAUUGUAUGGGGUGGACGGCGGAGCAGCAGCGAUUGUGGGUUGCUGAGAACCUUGGACCGACUCUCAAGGCCCAUGGCAACGACGAUGUAAUCCUCAUGAUACUCGAUGACCAACGGUAUGAACUGCCGAGGUGGGCGAAGAAAGUGCUGAACGACACUGUGGCGGCCCAAUACGUGAACGGCUUCGCUGUUCACUGGUACGGCGACGACUACGCCCCGGCGAGCCUUCUGCAGGAGACCCACGACUUAUUCCCUGAUUACUUCAUCUUGAGCACCGAGGCUUGUGAAGGGCGAGUGACGAGAAGCAGUUGGCGGUGAAGGUGGAUGACAGAGGCACCAUGUUCAUCACGGUAGGGCCUCGCUCCAUCCACACCGUCGUCUGCCAGUGAGAGCAGGCGGCGCAAGUGGUGGUGAGGGUGAAGGCGCAGAUGGUGGUGAGGCACAGAUGGUGGUGAGGCACAGAUGGUGGUGAGGCACAGAUGGUGGUGAGGCACAGAUGGUGGUGAGGGUGAAGGAAAAGAUGGAAAUAAAGAGGAAAGAUAUUUCUACCAGGAGAAAAUAAGGGCAAUCAAUAUGUUGGACACGUCUUCUAUUAUAACAAUGUCCCUUUCUGAGAGGUACCAGGUGGCUCUUGUCCCCUUUCUUGAGAGGUGACGAUAAUGGUACAAGUGCAAAAUAAACAACUACCAUAUUUAUUUCUCAUACACCACAAUCAUGGCUGUAAUACGGGGCGGAAUAUGCAGCUUUACAUCGUGUUUUGGGAAGCGUGAUACUGUGUUGCCUCCGGUUCCCAAGCUGUGUCUGUUCCCCUUAUAUCAUACAUAAAAUAACGUAUAGAACCUGAAGCUUAAUUUCCAAAUUCUGUGUAAUGUUCUAUAAACCCCAUUUCACUUCUACUUUAAAACACUUUACAAUUUUGUUUAUUAUUUUAGAGAAUUAAUUUUACAUUCUUAUGAAAGCAUUCGCCACUUCGCUCAUAAGUUUCAAGUUAUUUUUUCUCUUCGAGUUUUCACUUCUUAAGUUGCAUUAAGUAUUCACAAGGUAUUACUCCUGUGACGUGAUUCUUCCUCUGGCAUUUAUAUGACUUUUUAUACGUCUAAUGUUGCUUCUAUGAAUGAACUUAUUUAUGUUCGUAUAUUCAAAAUUGAUAUUUAACCACAAAUUGUCUAUGCUGUGUCAAAGGUCAUUUAAUUACAGCAAAAUUAGGUAUUAAAAUAGAGAAGGUGUGUAAUGACUGUUUAAUAAAGACGAGCAAGAGAUAAUGAAUUAUUAU